UUCACAUGCUACACGAGUAAAUAGACUUACAGAAAAACAGAUCUUAUGCAUCUUAAUCUCAUCCAUUAAUAGCUAUCCUGAAAAACUUGAGUCUUACCUUGGCUUUUACUCAUUACGUAUAAAGAUGGAGCACAAUGCUUAUGUUAAGCAUGCUUUUAAAGUAAUGGUAGCCUUACCAUUAGCCAUUUUACUAAUAAGUGUGUCUAAGGCAGUUCAAUGGCAAUUAGUUUUAGCAACUCCUCAAACACUAACUUCAUCCUCUUCAUGUAAGUUUCCAGCCAUAUUCAAUUUUGGAGACUCAAACUCCGAUACUGGUGGUUGGUCCGCUUCAUUUGGCCAGGCUGGACCCCCUCAUGGCGAGACUUUCUUCCAUGCUCCUGCUGGAAGAUAUUCUGAUGGCCGGCUCAUUAUUGAUUUCAUAGCGGAACACUCGGGACUUCCGUAUCUCAAUGCGUACCUUGACUCAAUGGGAUCGAACUUCAGCCAUGGAGCCAACUUUGCGACGGCAGCGUCUACCAUUAGACACCAGAACACCACUUCAUACAGCCCUUUCUCCUUCAAUGUCCAGUUUCAUCAGUUCUAUGAUUUCCAAAAUCGCUCGGAGAUUAUCCGUAGUAAAGGAGAUGCUUUCAGAAGCUUACUACCGACGUCAGAGUCUUUCUCUCAAGCACUUUACACAUUUGAUCUUGGUCAAAAUGAUUUGACCGCUGUUUAUUUUCCUAAUAAGUCAACUGAUCAAGUUAAAGCAACAAUACCUGACAUUUUGGAUCAGUUCGAAACAUAUAUUAAGGAAAUAUAUAAGCAAGGAGGUAGAUACUUUUGGAUACACAAUACGGGCCCACUUGGAUGUCUACCGUAUGUGUUGGACGGUCUCUCACUGGAUGCUACUCAAGUGGACCAAACUGGAUGUGCAAUCCCUAUAAACGAACUGGCCCAAUACUUUAACUUUGGGCUUAAGAAAGUUGUGGUCCAUCUCAGAGAACAUAUGCCACUAGCAGCCAUCACAUACGUGGAUGUCUACUCAAUUAAGUAUAACCUUAUCAGCCAAGCCAACAAAUAUGGUUUUGAAAAUCCUCUACUAGCAUGCUGCGGACAUGGAGGAAAGAAUAACUAUGACGUGCAUAAACGUUGUGGAGCAAAGGUCAUGGAAAAUGGUAAAGAAGUUCUAGUCGGAUCCUGCAAAGAUCCAUCAGUUAGGAUCAGUUGGGAUGGAGCUCACUACACUGAGGCGGCCAACAAAUGGGUCUUCAAUCGUUUGGUGGAUGGUUCGUAUUCGGAUCCUCCAAUAUCUUUGAAAAUGGCUUGCUACAAUCAAAUAUAAUGAUGGGUAAUGCAAGUAUCGAUUAACAUGGUCCAAGUUUGAUGUGGAUGCUUACCUUUAAAUCAGAUACGGAACCUUUACAAUUUGGUUUAUGAAAUUUUGAGUUAGCUACACAUUUAUGCAUAUGAUGAAACUAAAAAUAAAUCGAAUUUUACGCAAAUUGUAAGACACAUCUCGUGAUCUAGGAGCAGUCGUAUAUAAUGCUUCUACCUAAUGCCGGAA
This is a messenger RNA of Beta vulgaris subsp. vulgaris (sugar beet), 1543 nucleotides long. Its product is annotated as GDSL esterase/lipase At3g26430. The record is from RefSeq and is a predicted model, not a curated record. Lineage: Eukaryota; Viridiplantae; Streptophyta; Magnoliopsida; Caryophyllales; Amaranthaceae. The transcript is spliced from 5 exons. Bases 125 to 1321 code for a protein of 398 amino acids. Gene Ontology annotation, molecular function: hydrolase activity, acting on ester bonds.